AGACUGUUCAUACAAGUCCACCAACCCUUGAUUGGUUGUUGCUGCUGCUGCCACCGCCAAAAUGUCCACAGGUGUGCCUUUGGGAAGUUCAAGUGCUGCCUCUGGCAAUAACCGCAGACUCCAGCAGACACAGAAUCAAGUAGAUGAGGUGGUUGAUAUUAUGAUCAAUGUAGACAAUGUAGACAAGGAGUUAAAAAGAGAUGAGAAGCUCUCAGAGCUAGAUGAUCACGCAGUUGCACUGCAGGCUUCUCAGUCUGAAACAAGUGGUGCCAAGCUGAAGAGAAAGUACUGGUGGAAGAACUGCAAGAUGUGGGCGAUAGGGAUCAGUGUCCUGGUGAUUGUUGUCAUCAUCAUUGUUGUGUGGUGUGUCUCUUACUGAAGAACCUGGUGAAACU
Myodes glareolus (Bank vole) is the source of this 395-nucleotide messenger RNA. Lineage: Eukaryota; Metazoa; Chordata; Mammalia; Rodentia; Cricetidae. The record is from RefSeq and is a predicted model, not a curated record.